This is a messenger RNA of Suillus fuscotomentosus, 2618 nucleotides long. RefSeq names its product rRNA processing/ribosome biogenesis-domain-containing protein. The coding region runs from base 1 to 2154 and encodes 717 amino acids. The transcript has 11 exons. Gene Ontology annotation, cellular component: nucleus. Gene Ontology annotation, biological process: rRNA processing. The record is from RefSeq and is a predicted model, not a curated record. Lineage: Eukaryota; Fungi; Basidiomycota; Agaricomycetes; Boletales; Suillaceae.
AUGGCUUCUCAUCCACUGAAAUCACUGCUCCAGUUGCAAUUAGCCUCGGAUUCGUCUUCAGUUUUACACCUAUCAUCUGUGUUGUCAACUCUAUCAGAGGGCAUCUUGUCUUCUUCCCCUCAUCUUCAGAAAUGGACAUCUCGGGUGACUGCCUUGAUUCAUUCAAAAGAUGCCGGAGCUCGGUGGGCUGGCAUAUGCAUUGCAUAUCGUACUUCAUCGCUAUCAAAGUCUACGAUGACAGAGUUUGCGCAGAGCUGGGCAGGACUCGCGCUGUCCAUUCUUACAAAACCCGAACCUCUGCCACUGCUUAAGGCGUCAAUAAGAUAUCUUCGGCAUGUCCUCAGUGCAGCAACCGACGUGCCAGAGCUCCAAAGGCAACUAGCCACUCCUACCGUUCCAAAAUUUAGCCAGGCGCUGGUAUCUAUCGUCGAAAGGGCUGCAGAUUACGAGCUAAAAGCUCUAGCGAUGGACACAUUGAAGGAUAUGGUUGUUCUGUAUCCUUCAUUGAAUAGAGCCUUGAGUUCCUCUAUCACAAAUGUGUGUCAUCAAUUACUCAAUGGAUCUGCACCGCAACGCACGAAUAAAUUGCUGCUGCACAAAGCGGCGAGCCUGUACGCUGUUCUUCAUUAUACCGGGGGCAAGGUUGGGGCCGGAAAUCUAUGGAAGAAGUCUGUAGAUGAGACCCUUCAGUGUCUCUGGACUGCGUCGAUGGGUCUCAGAACGACAUUUCCAGGCAAGGCCCUGAACAACCCCUCGCCCUCCGAUGGACUAACAUGUGAUGAUCCAGUGCUAGCUGUCGCCCUCAAUCUUGAUAGAUUACAAUGCUGCGCUACUGCGCUUUGCAGUUUACUAAGGACGACCGUUCAAAGACCAGUCCAUCUUGCUACCGCUGAAGAAGAGAAAGAAGGCCACAUUGACGCAACAGUCAGGGCUUUGGAACUUGCUAUUGUGCCUGAGCUGCAGAGCUCUGCAUGUGAUCUGCUCUGUUGCCUGGCAAAGACCGUUCAGCAUCGACUGACACCGUACGUGUCCCGACUAAUUGUUAUGAUAACAUACCAUCUCGAACAAAACCCUCUACCAGAGCGGCGAUGUUCAUUGCUCCAGUGCAUCCAAGCUUUAUUGAACAAUAGCUUCCCUACCAGCGGCGAGCUUAGUUCCACGAGGCUCGUUAAAGGCGUCAUACUUUCUCUCAUGCCGCUGCUGUCAACACAGACUGAUGCACAUACAGGCGAAAUGAGUUCUGGACAGAGCAAAAAAGGCAGGAAACGUAGACGAGAUUACGAAGGCGACGAAGUAUUUAAACUAUCAAAAGAUGUCAUUUGUUCAUCGAUCGCCGAGGGAAAGGUUAUUCUUUGUGCUCUAGAUGCUCUGCAAGUUACAAUGCGAGGCGCUGAGUUGCAAUCCGCCAUCCGCUCUCUGGCCUGCCGUGUCAUGUUAUCCUUGUCACUAUCAUUGACAGCCAUGUCGCGCUCCUCUUUAUCCCAAGACGUUCAUCUGCACAGUUUAGUGCUUGCAAAAGUGAACGGAAUGUGUCUAGAGCUUGCUCGAGGGACGACAAGUGCGAUGAGCAGAAGCCUUGGCUUGGUCCUCAGAUCAACUGUAACGGAAGGCCAUGAACACGUAGGCAAUCUGACCUUCUUCUCCAUCCUCGCGGUACCACCACUAGUCCGCCCGCUGCCUCAUGUGGAAGCACUAUCUCUAUUUCGUGCGGAGGAAAACAACGAAGAGCUUGUUGCUCGUAAAUCACUUGCCUUGGCUACAACAUAUGAUGCAAAUAUCAUGGAUGUCGUGGCAGAUCCCAACGCAGUGACCCCGACACCCGAACCAACCCCUCAACCCGUACCGACGCAUUUACCAAUACCAACACCAAAAAUCACAGCUCCUGAACCAAUCUCAAUAUCAUCUCUAGCGCCAACCAGUCAAAAAAUGACAUUUUCAAUCACGACAGCAUCGACAAAAGAUUCUGCCGACAUCCCUUCAGCGAUAUCAGGUCAACAGCCAACAAAAUCUCUGCUACCGUCAUCUUAUACUCAGAUGGAACUUACUCCUCCUACGGUUGAGCCUCGUAUCAUCCCGGUAAUGGUGAACGAUGACGAUGAAGAGGAAGAGGAAGGAAUGCCGAUUAUUGAUAUGGAGUCGGAUUCAGAUGGUUGAUAGUGCGAUACAAGUGGGGUACGGCCCUGCAUUCACUUGUGAGCCGUUGAACGAGUACAUUCAAAAGUUUCUUCUCCUUCGCUUUGGUUGCGAUGGCUGAAAACCUUUGGUGUGAGUCUCAUCUUCAGAAUGAUGGCUUGCGAAAGAGAGUGAUUCUGGUCCUUGAGAAAUGGAAUGCAGCUGACAGAGGUGAGCUCUCAGGUUGGACAGAAUCACGACACCUUACCUUGUGCAAAAACUCGCUUACGACAAUGUUAUUGGGAUCCAAUACCUUUGCGUGUUCAAGAUAGGUCUGAGCGCGACUGAGAGAGUUGUUAUCAUAGGUAGAUCCCUCGGCUUCAUUAGCACCUGGAGCCAGGGCCUAAGACCGAUACGCCAGAAUAGUCGACACUUCAAACACUGACCAUGCUGAUUCUGGAUGCUGGGCUAUGAAAAUACACAGCAAGCCUGCAUAGACGUGAAGU